AGCCGAUCCGGAAAGAAGCGUUCCGCGCCUGUGGGUGCCAGGAACCACGUGGGGCUGGGGCGUGUUUCCGGUGCCGGCGUCCCCAGAAGGAGUUGCCGCCCGAGCCGCUGGAGGGGACCAUGGCCAACUGUGAACGCACCUUCAUUGCCAUCAAGCCUGAUGGGGUCCAGCGCAGCCUCGUGGGAGAAAUCAUCAAGCGUUUUGAGCAAAAGGGAUUCCGCCUCGUUGCUAUGAAAUUAAUUCAGGCUUCUGAAGAUCUUCUCAAGGAGCACUACAUCGACCUGAAGGACCGUCCCUUCUUUGCCGGCUUGGUCAAGUACAUGCAGUCAGGGCCCGUGGUUGCCAUGGUCUGGGAGGGCCUGAAUGUGGUGAAGACGGGCCGAGUGAUGCUCGGGGAGACCAACCCUGCAGACUCCAAGCCUGGGACCAUCCGUGGGGAUUUCUGCAUCCAAGUUGGCAGGAACAUUAUCCACGGCAGCGACUCUGUGGAGAGUGCGGAGAAGGAGAUUGGCUUGUGGUUCCAGCCUGAAGAGCUGGUGGAUUACAAGAGCUGUGCUCAGAGCUGGAUCUACGAGUGACCGGAGAGCAGACCUCCAUGCUUUGUUCAUUCCGUUCCCUCUCCCUCCCCUGAGCAGGGGGCCAGGCUCUCACAAAUCCACUUAAUUUGGAGACCUUCCUUCUAACCUGGAGGGCAUCUCCUGGAGCUGGGUGUGCUCACUGUACAGUAUUAUGUGCUGCUGUCUAAUUAAAAUAUUUCAUCCCAACAUAGGA
This is a messenger RNA of Mustela erminea (ermine), 771 nucleotides long. Its product is annotated as nucleoside diphosphate kinase A. Bases 120 to 578 code for a protein of 152 amino acids. NCBI's taxonomy places the organism in Eukaryota, Metazoa, Chordata, Mammalia, Carnivora, Mustelidae. Gene Ontology annotation, molecular function: nucleoside diphosphate kinase activity. The transcript is spliced from 5 exons. The record is from RefSeq and is a predicted model, not a curated record. Gene Ontology annotation, biological process: CTP biosynthetic process; UTP biosynthetic process; GTP biosynthetic process.